AUGCAAUGCGUUGAAGAGGACUCCCAAAUGGUGAAGUGUGAAAUUCAGGGAACUCUUCAGGAUUCGAAGAUGUACUUCUUGAAGAAUGUUCACACCGUAACAGAUAUGAAGUUACCUAAACAGUCUGUUGAUGUGGAGAAUCUCACCAAGAACUGGAAGUAUCUAUCUGAAGGACAGCCUGAGUCCAUGAAUAAUGUUGAGAGAGUUAUGGGCCAACUUAACAACAAGGACUUUCAUGAUGCUCGAGUAAUGACGACUAUAGAACGCCAAGACGAACUAUAUGAGAUGGUUAAACAAUCAUUCUCAUUGGAAUCUUUUGGGACUGAUCUUCCUGGACAAGGAUAUUCAAGGGACGACAAGAAGGCACUGGAAAUUAUGAAAUCGACAACACAGAGGACUAGUGAUGGAAGAUUUGAGACUGGAUUGCUAUGGAAAGAAAAACAGCCCCCAAAAGUGCCUGACUCCAAGAACAUGGCUCUGAAACGUUUGACGUUUGUGGAGCGAAAGAUGGACAAAGACCCACAAUUAGCAGCAGCUUAUUGUACCAAAAUGGAUGAUCAUAUCCAGAAAAAAUAUCUUGUAAAGAUAACGGAUGAGGAAAAGUUGUUGCCAGUUGAGAAUGUGUGGUAUUUACCCCACUUUUCUGUUUUUCAUCCAGCUAAGGGAAAAAUCAGAGUUGUGUUCGACUGUGCAGCAAAAUCUCAUGAUGUUUCUCUAAAUGAUCUCCUCUUAAAAGGACCUGAUUUAUUGAGAUCAUUGCCAGCAGUUCUGGAGAAUUUCCGAAGAGGAAAAUUCGCCUUCAUGGGGGAUAUCAGAGAGAUGUUCCAUAGAGUGUACAUUAGAAAAGAAGACGUCAAUUAUCAAAGGAUUCUCUGGCGCGGAAUGACAAGAGAUAAGCCCCCAGAUGAAUAUAAGAUGCAAGUUAUGACCUUUGGAGCAUCUUGUUCUCCAGCUUUAGCAGCUUAUGUUAAAGAUGUGAAUGCCAAGGAGUUUCAAGAAGAGUUUCCUGAUGCUGUGAAGGGAAUUCUAGACUACACGUAUUGUGACGAUUACCUAGGCACUGCUGAUUCCAUAGAAGAAGCACAACAACGCAUUGAAGACAUCAUAUAUGUGCAGCAUCAAGCAGGUUUUGAUGUAGUCAACUGGACAGCAAAUGAUGAAAGAAUCUUGGAUACUCUUCAGGACAACAUGAAAAGUCUAAACAACAAAGACGAACCAGAGAGAGUGCUUGGAUUGUGGUGGGAUUCUAAAGAUGAUGUUUUCACCUUCAAGACCAAUUUCCAUCACAUCCCGAAGGACAUGUUCUCCUCCCAGAAAGUUCCAACAAUAAGGGAAGUUCUAAGGAUGAUCAUGCAGGAACUUUGGCGCCAUAAGAUCAUCUGGGAUGAAGAGAUUCCUGAAGACGUCCUGACUAACUGGAGGGAGUUCAUUCAUGAACUUCAGACGAUCGACAGAGUAAAGAUUCCUCGGUGUUAUUCAGUCAAUUUACCUCACGCUUUGAAAAUUCAACUACAUGUAUUUGGGGAUGCCAGCAGCCUUGCCUAUGCAGCAGUGGCAUACUUGAGGAUAGAAUCAGUGAAUGGAAUUGAUGUCAGUUUUGUGUGUGCAAGAAGCAUGGUUGCUCCAAUCAAAGGCUCGACUAUACCCAGACUGGAAUUACAAGCAGCUAGACUGAGUACAAGAAUGGCUGUCGCAGUGAAAGAUUGUCUUCACAUCAAGAUCGAUGAAGUAAUUUACUGGAGUGAUUCCCAAACAGUGUUAAAAUGGAUCAGAAGUGAUUCCAGAAGAUAUAAAACCUUUGUGGCCAACAGAAUCAACGAGAUUGACGAGAAGACUAACAUCAGGAAUUGGAAAUGGGUUCCUACCAAAGAGAAUCCAGCUGACAUGGCUACAAGAAAUGUGAAAUGUGACUUCAGUGAAAAUAGCAACUGGUUUGUGGGACCUAAUUUCCUUAAAUGUGAUGAGAAGGACUGGCCAAUCGAAAAUAUAAUCAAUGAUUGUGAGAAUGACGAAGAAGUUCAUAUGGUGAAUAUGAUAAUUGAUGUUCCUGAGGACGAUUUGCUGGUACCAAAGAUUGAGAGAUUUUCAAGAUGGAGACGACUGGUGCGAGCUACAGCUCAAGCAAGAAAUUGUACACGUUAUUGGAUAAAAAAAUGGCGUGCCAAGAAAGAAAAUCAAGAUAUUAGUUCAGAUGGACUCCCGCAAUUGGAA
Molecule: messenger RNA, 2211 nt
Organism: Phlebotomus papatasi
Lineage: Eukaryota; Metazoa; Arthropoda; Insecta; Diptera; Psychodidae
Exons: 2
Source: RefSeq, a predicted model, not a curated record